Molecule: messenger RNA, 1133 nt
Organism: Gossypium raimondii (Peruvian cotton)
Lineage: Eukaryota; Viridiplantae; Streptophyta; Magnoliopsida; Malvales; Malvaceae
Exons: 2
Coding region: 407-1093 (228 amino acids)
Molecular function (GO): zinc ion binding
Source: RefSeq, a predicted model, not a curated record
GAGAAUUUUUCCAAUUGCAUUUGCAAUAACACCGGGGGAGUCGUUUGAUGACUGAGAUUUCUUUCUCUCUAGGUUAAAGAGGCAUGUGUGCCCCCAACCUGAUAUCUGUGUUAUUUGAGACCGGGGCGCCGGUAUACUAGCUGCAUUUGAUCGAGAGAGAAGCUUGUGGCAGCGCACACACCAUAGAUAUUGCCUAAGACACGUUGCUUCGAACUACUACAGGCAAUAUCCAUCUAAGAGCGAACGACGACAAGUGACCAACAUGGGGUAUGAAAUAAAUAAAGAUCGUUUUCAUGAGAUGUUGGCAAUUUUACGAUCCCAAAACGGAGAAGGGGCGGACUACCUUUGUAACAUACGUUUCGAAUAGUGGUCACAAGCAUACGACGGAGGCCUACGAUAUGGCCAUAUGACGUCGAACCUGGCAGAAUGCAUAAAUUCUGUUCUUAAAGGAACGCGCCAUCUACCGAUAACAUCGGUUAUACGAGAGACAUAUUUUCGUUUAGCGGCGCUAUUUCCAAAGCGAGUAGCAAGUUAUGCAGGCCAGAUGCAAUGUGGCCAUGUAUGGUGCAGUAAGGUAGUUCAAGAAAUUAACAAGGCGAAGGCGAGGGCAAACAUCAUGCACACAGUGUGUCACGAUCGAGACAAUUUAUGGUUUCGUGUGACGGAGUUUGACAGACCGCACCAAGGUGUUGUUGGCGGGCAAUAUCGUGUACACUUGCGAAACAGGACUUGUGACUGUGGGAAGUUUGAUGCACUUCGUUAUCCAUGCGCUCAUGUUAUUGCAGCUUGUCAGAAACUCCGUCUGGAUCCGAUGAGUUAUGUGGACGAAGUGUACAAAUUAGAAAACAUGUACAACGUAUGGAGACACGUUUUCCCACAUGUCCCAGAUGAACGUAAGUGGUUGUCCGUAUCUCUUGCUCCUUUUAAGCUGUUAUCGGAUAGAGAAUUGCAUCGCAAACCAAAGGAUCGACCUUGCUCCACUAGAAUACGGAACAAUAUGGAUAUCCGAGAAACAGCCAGUCAACAGAAGUUGUGCGGAUGGUGUAGGAACCCAUGCCAUACAAGUCGAUCAUGCCCUAAUCACAAUAGUUGAAUGUAAUUUUAAAAAAAAUAUAUUUUAUUCAAUUAUUAAU